Messenger RNA from Maniola jurtina (meadow brown), 2588 nucleotides. It is a transcript of the gene kn, whose product is annotated as transcription factor collier. NCBI's taxonomy places the organism in Eukaryota, Metazoa, Arthropoda, Insecta, Lepidoptera, Nymphalidae. Gene Ontology annotation, biological process: regulation of transcription by RNA polymerase II. The transcript is spliced from 16 exons. The coding region runs from base 715 to 2451 and encodes 578 amino acids. Gene Ontology annotation, molecular function: DNA-binding transcription factor activity, RNA polymerase II-specific; RNA polymerase II cis-regulatory region sequence-specific DNA binding. The record is from RefSeq and is a predicted model, not a curated record.
CACAGCGGGAUCGCCCGCACUACCGGGACUCUAUCCCAGUACGAUAAAACAGAGCCGCCUAUCGGAUACUUACACAAAUUCGUUUCCACUACAAAACUCGUAUAUCUAUUCAACUUCUAUAAUCUGAUAUAGAUUAUAUUACAAUUUUUUUUCGGAACACCCUUUAGGUGUACCUACAAAUUUUUGUAAAAACAAUUCAGUGCUGUUCUUAUUCUUCCUAAAUUUUUAUUUACUAAAUUCUUUUUUUUUUGUGUUUAUGUUGAGUUUCGUUAUCUUUCUUUUAAUAAUAUGCAUCGGACAACAAUUUAGAACUCUUUGAACUAUCGUUUAGUGCGGGACUAUGGCAAAUCGAAUUUACUAGAAGAUUCUCGAAAAAAUACUGUCGUUAUUUUUCGCUCGGUUUAUAUUCAAAUAUUCUAACACUAAAAUCUAAAACUAAUUUCUGCAGUUAGACAACAAAAUAGUGCGGGAAUAUGAAGUUAACAAAUCGAAUUUAGAAUUGGAAUAAGAUUGAAACGUUCGUGAUUUUCCGCGGGUGUCCGUGCGCGCUCGGGCGCUCUCGGGCGUCCGACGUGAGUCGCGAUUCGGUCGGACGAGCUGAACGCGGCGGCGGGCGGGUACACGGGCUCGCCGUGGCCGCCGCUCGAGCUCGACCCGGUGGGAUGGGGACGCAAGCUGUACCCGUCUGGAGCGCCGAGGUCGUCAGGGGGUCUGAUGUUCGGCUUGCACCAUCAAGAAGCGGCAGGAGUACACGCACAGCCAAGAGGUCCCGUCACAUCCUUGAAAGAAGAACCGCUAACACGAGCAUGGAUGACUCCGACCUCCUUAGUUGACAAUACCAACACAGUGGGCGUAGGACGCGCCCACUUCGAAAAGCAGCCGCCAAGCAACCUGCGCAAGAGCAACUUCUUUCAUUUUGUGGUCGCGUUGUACGACCGAGCGGGACAGCCGGUCGAGAUCGAACGCACAGCUUUCAUUGGCUUCAUUGAAAAGGACCAGGAAGCUGAGGGUCAAAAAACAAACAACGGUAUUCAGUACAGGCUACAGCUCCUUUAUGCUAAUGGCCUCCGACAGGAGCAAGACAUAUUCGUCCGACUAAUCGACUCAGUCACCAAACAACCUAUCGUCUAUGAAGGACAAGACAAGAACCCAGAAAUGUGCAGAGUUCUGCUAACGCACGAAGUUAUGUGCAGUCGAUGCUGUGAUAAGAAGAGUUGUGGCAACAGAAAUGAAACACCUUCAGAUCCUGUAAUUAUAGAUCGGUUUUUUCUGAAGUUCUUUCUGAAAUGCAACCAAAACUGUUUGAAGAACGCCGGCAACCCAAGAGACAUGAGAAGGUUUCAAGUGGUGAUAUCAACACAAGUGAUGGUGGACGGUCCACUGCUGGCCAUAUCAGACAACAUGUUCGUCCACAACAACAGCAAGCACGGACGAAGAGCUAAGCGACUCGAUCCGUCUGAAGGUACUGACGCCGCGCCUGACCCUAAUAAUUCGGGGCUUUACCCACCGUUGCCCGUGGCAACGCCAUGCAUCAAAGCAAUAUCUCCGAGCGAAGGCUGGACGUCAGGGGGUUCCACUGUAAUAAUAGUGGGGGACAACUUUUUCGAUGGACUCCAAGUCGUAUUCGGAACUAUGUUGGUAUGGAGCGAGCUAAUAACAUCGCACGCAAUCAGAGUGCAAACGCCUCCAAGGCACAUACCCGGCGUGGUGGAGGUCACGCUUUCCUACAAGAGCAAACAGUUCUGCAAAGGCGCACCCGGGAGAUUUGUUUAUGUUUCAGCUCUGAACGAGCCUACGAUAGAUUACGGCUUCCAGAGGCUCCAGAAACUCAUACCCAGGCAUCCGGGCGACCCUGAAAAACUACCAAAGGAAAUCAUUCUCAAGCGAGCAGCAGACUUAGCAGAAGCACUGUAUUCGAUGCCCAGAAACAAUCAGCUGGGCUUGGGCGCACCACGAUCUCCUCCAGCCAGCAUGCCUUUCAACUCCUACACAGGGCAGCUGGCUGUCAGUGUGCAGGACACUGCCGCUUCGCAGUGGGCCGAAGAGGAGUACGCGCGUAGUGGUGGCUCGGUAUCGCCGCGCUACUGCUCCGCUGCAUCCACACCGCACGCGCCUGCUGCCUACCCACCGCAGCACUACCCCGCUCCACCUACUUCACUCUUCAACACUUCUUCUCUGUCUCUAGGACCGUACCACCCGGCCAACAUGAAUGGACAUUUAUCGUCUGACCAUCACCAGUAUAACUUGUAUAACGCAAAAGAUAGCGAGCAUUACAGUGAAAGAAAUGGGGACGCGAAAAGCGAGUGUCCAGCAAACACUCAUAUAAAAUGCAACGAUAUGAAAGGGCUCAGUAAAGAGGCCAAGACCAGAAGCGCGUUUGCCGUUGUCAGACAGAGCCCGCCGCGUAAUUUCCAACAACAUCAAAAUUGGCAACAUCUCGCCGUUCAGUGAAUGGGAGGUCUGGUAUCGUCGCCCUUCAGCGUGAAUCCCUUCUCCCUGCCAACCUGCAGCGCGCAGCAAUACGCUCAAACAGCACCUCUUGCUUCCAAGUAACCAAAAUUACCGUCUGUCAAGAAUUUGUUACCUUU